This is a messenger RNA of Baudoinia panamericana UAMH 10762, 234 nucleotides long. RefSeq lists its product as uncharacterized. Lineage: Eukaryota; Fungi; Ascomycota; Dothideomycetes; Mycosphaerellales; Teratosphaeriaceae. Gene Ontology annotation, cellular component: spindle; interphase microtubule organizing center; gamma-tubulin ring complex. The transcript is spliced from 4 exons. The record is from RefSeq and is a predicted model, not a curated record. The coding region runs from base 1 to 234 and encodes 77 amino acids. Gene Ontology annotation, biological process: mitotic spindle assembly; gamma-tubulin complex localization; microtubule nucleation by interphase microtubule organizing center.
AUGCCGGCGGCUGACGAUUCAAAGCGCAAGGCAGCGCGAGAGACCAUUGACAUCUUGCACGAGAUUUCCACGUUACUGAAUACCCACCUCGACCGACAGUCGCUGAGCUACUGCGUGUCGUUGAUAGAGAACGGGGUGAAUCCAGAGGCGUUAGCCAAAGUUAUCAAGGAGCUUCGAGCCCAGAAUGAGCGCUACGAGACCGAGCACGAGAAUCCUGGUGCAGUACAACAUUGA